UGUCCGGGGCGUGUCUGGAACCGGACUUGGUAGAGGGGAUGUAAGGAGGCGGAUAGGUUGCGGCGGCUGCGGCAGCAUGGUGGGCUCGGAGAAGGAGCAGAGCUGGAUCCCCAAGAUCUUCAGAAAGAAGACGUGCACGACGUUCAUCGUGGACCCCACAGAUCCGGGGGAGACCUUGUGCCAGUGUGGGUGUCCCCGGAGUACGCACCCGUCAGUGGCUGUGGAGGAUGCGUUUGGGGCAGCUGUGGUGACCGUGUGGGACAGUGACUUGCACACCACGGAAAAGCCCACUGAUGCCUACGGGGACCUGGACUUCUUGGGCGCCGGCCACAAGGCCAGCAAUUUCCUCCGGCUCUCUGACCGAACGGAUCCAGCUACAAUUUAUAGUCUGGUCACGCGCACAUGGGGCUUCCGGGCCCCAAACCUGGUGGUGUCAGUGUUGGGGGGAUCGGGGGGCCCCACCCUCCAGACCUGGCUGCAGGACCUGCUGCGACGAGGGCUGGUGCGGGCUGCCCAGAGCACAGGGGCCUGGAUUGUCACCGGGGGGCUGCACACUGGCAUUGGCCGGCAUGUUGGUGUGGCUGUGCGGGACCACCAGAUGGCCAGCAUCGGGGGCAGCAAGGUGGUGGCCAUGGGCGUGGCCCCCUGGGGUGUAGUUCGUAAUAGAGAGAACCUCAUCAACCCCAAGGGAUCGUUCCCUGCAAGGUACCCGUGGCGCGGUGACCCCGAGGACGGGGUCCAGUUUCCCCUGGACUACAACUACUCGGCCUUCUUCCUGGUGGACGAUGGCACUCACGGCCGCCUGGGCGGGGAGAACCGUUUCCGCCUGCGCUUCGAGUCCUACAUUGCCCAGCAGAAGACAGGCCUGGGAGGGACUGGAAUUGACAUCCCUGUCCUCCUCCUCCUGAUCGAGGGUGAUGAGAAGAUGCUGAAGCGGAUAGAGAAUGCCACUCAGGCCCAGCUCCCCUGCCUCCUGGUGGCCGGGUCUGGGGGAGCUGCAGACUGCCUGGCAGAGAUCCUGGAAGACACUCUGGCUCCAGGGAGUGGAGGGGGCAGGCGACGUGAAGUUCGAGAUUGGAUUAAGCGUUUCUUCCCCAAAGGGGACCCUGAGGUUCUGCAGGCCCAGGUGGAGAAAAUCAUGACCCGGAAGGAGCUGCUAACAGUCUAUUCCACUGAAGAUGGCCCUGAGGAAUUUGAGACCAUUGUUUUGAAGGCCCUUGUCAAGGCCUGUGGGAGCUCUGAGGCCUCAGCUUACCUGGACGAGUUGCGUUUGGCUGUGGCUUGGAACCGCGUGGACAUUGCCCAGAGUGAACUCUUCCGGGGGGACAUCCAAUGGAGGUCCUUCCACCUGGAGGCCUCCCUCAUGGACGCCCUCCUGAACGACCAGCCGGAGUUCGUGCGCUUGCUCAUCUCCCAUGGCCUCAGCCUGGGCCACUUCCUGACUCCGAUGCGCGUGGCCCAGCUCUACAGCGCGGCGCCGCCCAACUCGCUCAUCCGCAGCCUUCUGGACCAGGCGUCCCACUCCCACGGCGGGAGCACCAAAACCUCCGCGCUUAAAUCUCCUGGGGAGCCCCAACCCCCUAACGUGGGGCGGGUGCUGCGGAUGCUGCUGGGGGAGACGUGCGCGCCAAAGUACCACACUGGAGGCGCCGAGGAUCUCUACCCAGGCCAUGGCUACCGGGAGAGCACUGGCCUGCUUCUGGACUCUGCCACGCCAGAAUUCACGCUGAGCACUGUCCCCGGGCAGGCGCCCUGGAGUGACCUGCUCCUCUGGGCUCUGCUACUGAACAGGGCUCAGAUGGCGGUGUACUUCUGGGAGAUGGGCUCCAAUGCUGUGGCCUCAGCUCUUGGGGCCUGUUUGUUGCUCCGAAUGCUGGCGCGCCUGGAGACUGAGGCUGAGGAGGCAGCACGGAGGAAGGAACUGGCGGCCAAGUUUGAGGGGCUGGGUGUUGACCUCUUUGGCGAGUGCUACCGCAGUAGCGAGGAACGGGCCGCUCGCCUGCUCCUCCGACGCUGCCCGCUCUGGGGGGAUGCCACUUGCUUCCAGCUUGCCAUGCAGGCUGACGCCCGUGCCUUCUUUGCCCAGGAUGGGAUACAGUCUCUGCUGACACAGAAGUGGUGGGGGGAGAUGGACAGCACCACGCCCAUCUGGGCCCUGGUUCUCGCCUUCUUUUGCCCCCCACUCAUCUACACCAACCUCAUCAACUUCAGGAAGUCGGAUGAGGAGUCCACACAGAAGGACCUGAUGUUUGACAUGGAUACAGCCAUCAAUGGGGAAGGGCCUGCUGGGCCGGCAGACCCCCCUGAGAAGACGCCCUCGGAGGUGCUGAAGCAGCCCGGCCACGGGGGCUGCUGCGGGGGGUGCCCCCCGCGCCUGCGCCGCUGGCCCCAGUUCUGGGGGGCGCCGGUGACGGCCUUCGUGGGCAACGUGGUGAGCUACCUGUUCUUCCUGCUGCUCUUCGCCCGCGUGCUGCUCAUCGACUUCCAGCCCGAGCCGCCCGGGCUGCCGGAGCUGCUGCUCUACUUCUGGGCCUUCACCCUGCUCUGCGAGGAGUUCCGGCAGAGCCUGGGCAGCGGCUGGGGCGGCCUGGCCACGGGGGGCUCCGGGCCGGGCCCCCGCCACGCGCCGCUGCGCCGCCGGCUGCAGCUGUACCUCUCGGACGCCUGGAACCAGUGCGACCUGCUGGCCCUUACCUGCUUCCUGCUGGGCGUGGGCUGCCGGUUGACCCCAGGCCUGUAUGACCUGGGCCGCACUGUCCUCUGCCUCGACUACAUGGUCUUCACGCUGCGGCUGCUGCAUAUCUUCACCGUCAACAAACAGCUGGGGCCCAAGAUCGUCAUCGUGAGCAAGAUGAUGAAGGACGUCUUCUUCUUCCUCUUCUUCCUCUGCGUGUGGCUGGUUGCCUAUGGGGUGGCCACGGAGGGGCUCCUUAGGCCCCGGGAUCGUGACCUCCCAGGUAUACUGCGCCGCGUCUUCUACCGGCCCUACCUGCAGAUCUUUGGGCAGAUCCCCCAAGAUGACAUGGACGUGGCCCUCAUGAAGAAUGGCAACUGCUCAUCGGAGGAGGUGCACCCAGAGGGGGCCCAGGCGGGUUCCUGCGUCAGGGUUUAUGCCAACUGGCUGGUAUUGUUCCUCCUCGUCAUCUUCCUGCUCGUGGCCAACAUCCUGCUGGUCAAUUUGCUCAUCGCCAUGUUCAGCCACACCUUUGGCAAAGUACAGGGCAACAGUGACCUCUACUGGAAGGCGCAGCGCUACAGCCUCAUCCGGGAAUUUCACUCUCGUCCUGCGCUGGCCCCGCCCCUUAUCAUCAUCUCGCACGUGCGCCUCCUCCUCCGGCGAUUGCGCAGGAGCCGGGCCAGCUUGCCAUCAUCCCCGGUCUUCGAGCACUUUCGGGUCCGCCUCUCGAAGGAAGCUGAGCGGAAGCUGCUGACGUGGGAGUCGGUGCAGAAGGAGAAUUUCCUGCUGGCGCGCGCACGGAACAUGCGGGAGAGCGACUCCGAGCGUCUGAAGCGCACGUCGCAGAAGGUGGACACGGCGUUGAAGAAGCUGAGACAGAUCCGCGAGUACGAGCAGCGUCUGAAGGGCUUGGAACAGGAGGUCCAGUACUGCAGCCGUGUCCUGGGCUGGAUGGCUGAAGCCAUGAGCCGCUCUGCGUUGCUUCCCCCAGGGGGGCCACCACCCCCGUCCCCGCUUGCGCCCAAAGACUGAGCCCUGCUGGCGGACUUCAAGGAGUAGCCCUCAUAGGGAGCUUUUGCUCCCGGAGUAAGGCCCAGCUGGUCCUCGACUCCGGCAGCUGGCAGCCUUUCCCUUGAGGUAGGCCCCAUGCCCCUGGACCACCACCUGGGCUGCUGUCGGGACCACUGCCGGGAGUGUCAUCCAUGUCAGCCACAGCAGGCCCGCUCCUCCAGGAACCAGCCCCCUUUGGGAAGACCAGCCUCUGGAGCCCCGGCGUUGCCCCUCUGAAAGCCCUGCCACAGCCUGGCGGGCGGGAGAAGGCUGCAGGGCCCUGGGGAUACAGGGCCCCAGACCCCAUUCACAGCUCCCCACACUGGGGAAAUAAAGCCAUUUGAGAGGAGUAGGGUCUGGAUGCUUGAUUCUU
Molecule: messenger RNA, 4100 nt
Organism: Diceros bicornis minor
Lineage: Eukaryota; Metazoa; Chordata; Mammalia; Perissodactyla; Rhinocerotidae
Gene: TRPM4
Product: transient receptor potential cation channel subfamily M member 4
Exons: 25
Coding region: 77-3709 (1210 amino acids)
Biological process (GO): calcium ion transmembrane transport
Cellular component (GO): membrane
Molecular function (GO): ligand-gated calcium channel activity; calcium-activated cation channel activity
Source: RefSeq, a predicted model, not a curated record